AUGAGUGUGAUCAGUCAGGUUUGUAGGAACACAGUUCGCUCUUUAUACAGCAGGGUUUUAAUAAUCCAGAGCAGAAAACUCUCUGAUCGUGUUGAGAAGUCGGAUGAGAUUGAGCAGAACGAUGUGGUGGAGGAGAAAGCGAGACAGAGAAGAUCUCCCGGUGCAGUAUCAGUGCUGCUCUUCCCCGGACAGGGCAGUCAGUUUGUCGGGAUGGGUAGAGGACUGCUGAAAUACAGCAAUGUUGAAAAGAUGUUCACUGUUGCUGAAAAGGUUCUGGGCUACGAUCUUAUGUCCCUGUGUUUAAACGGACCUGAGAAGGAGCUUAUGAAGACAGUACAUUGCCAGCCUGCAGUGUUUGUAACAUCUCUAGCUGCUGUGGAGAGGCUAAACCAUGAAAACCCGACUGCAAUAGAGAACUGUGUAGCUGCUGCUGGCUUCAGCGUUGGCGAGUUUGCAGCUUUGGUGUUCUCAGGUGCAAUGGAUUUCGCUGAAGCCCUUUAUGCAGUGAAGGUUAGGGCGGAGGCCAUGCAGAAGGCUUCUGAUGAAAUCCCAAGUGGAAUGCUUUCUGUGUUUGGUAGACCUCAAGCCAAUUACAAAUACGCCUGCCUUCAAGCUAGAGAGCACUGCCUGUCUCUGGGUAUUCAGAACCCUGUCUGCUCUAUUGCAAACUACCUGUUUCCAGAUGGGAGGGUCAUCGCUGGACAUCUAGAGGCACUCGAGUUCCUUCAGAAAAAAUCCAGGCAGUUGCACUUUGUGAGGACCAAGCUUCUCCCGGUGAGCGGGGCUUUUCACACCGAGCUGAUGGAGCCGGCAGUGCAGCCACUUAGUGACGUUCUGCGUCGGCUGGAGAUACGGCGGCCCGAGAUCGCUGUUCACUCCAACGUGGAUGGAAAGCGGUACAUGCAUGAUAAGCACAUGCGCAAGCAGCUUGCCAGGCAGCUAGUGUCUCCGGUGAAGUGGGAGCAGACGCUGCAUGAGAUCUAUGAAAGGAGUCGGGGGCAGGAGUUCCCUAAUACGUAUGAAGUGGGACCCGGGAGACAGCUGGGAGCUACGCUGCAGAAGUGCAACCUGAAGGCGUUUAAGAACUACACGCACGUUGACGUGGCAUUUCCUCAGGAUGACUGAGAGGAGUGUGUGGUAAAUGGUGGCACAGCGCGGUGCUUUAAUGAACCACAGAUUGCUUCUGUUCGUCCUUUAUAUCGUAAAUGGCUUUAAUGAUUAGAAAAGCACCAUGUUGGAGGGAACUGAGCCGCUGUACAACUCAGUACUUGGGUAAUCACCAGGUUACUUGUGUCACUGACAAAUGCAGCCGUCACUUGGCUUGUCAUUUAGCAAGCUGCAUCCAUUCAGAGAUUUGCCUUGAAAUAUGUGUUACACACAACCCAAUGUUUUAAAUAACAAUAAUAUACAAUAAUUUUAAAUUAUUACAUUUGUAAUUAUUACACUCUGUACCAGCUGUAAUAGCACUCAUGGUAAAGUGAUUGACUCAGGGAUGACUGCAUUAUUGGACUGUAUAAUGAACGUAUGUAUUUUUUGGAAUGCAGUAUCAUUAUCAUCAUCCUAAGUGUUCAGAUUUGUUAACUGUAUUUUAAAUAUUGUUUACGCCUCAUGUCGGCUUGCUGGGGUGGCACGGUGGCUAAGUGGGUAGCACUGUUGCCUCACAGCAGGAAGGUCCUGGGUUCGAUCCCCAGGUGGGGUGGUCCGGGUCCUUUCUGUGUGGAGUUUGCAUGUUCUCCCCGUGUCUGUGUGGGUUUCAUCCGAGUGCUCCGGUUUCCUCCCACAGUCCAAAGACAUGCAAGUGAGGUAAUUUGGAGAUAUAAAAUUGUCCAUGACUGUGUUCGACAUAACCUUGUGAACCGAUGAGUCUUGUGUAACUACCGUUUCUGUCGUGGAUGUAACUGAAGUUAGAAAUCCAAAUAAACAAACAAUGAUGGCUCGCUGCACCUGUUAAUAUAUUGGCGGCUGUGACAUGAGCCACUUGUAAUUCCCGAAGAAUUGUACUAGGGCUUAUCUUGGUAAAUUCAUGUAAAAUGGCUUGUCUCACAAUUCACAAAUACCACUAUAGAUCACCCACAAGAAUUUUUGGGUAUUAUUCUGUGGACUUAUAAGUGAACAAUGGAAAGUUCUGGAAGACAUGGGUGCCAUUACAUCCAGUUUAAGGCUCAUUAAUUAUAGUUGAUGGAACCAUAAAUUCAGUUCUAGCUGAAAACCCUGAAGAAAAAUAUUCACACAUUAAUUUGUGACCUAAAGUUUAAACACAGUUUGGUUAUGCAGCAGGACAAUGAUCUGAAGCACACAAGCAAGUUUGAUUGGAUCAAAAGAAAAAAACAAAAUUAGUUUUUUAGUGGUUGCAGUCAAAGUGGUCAAAGUCUUGAGUGGCAAGAUCUUAAACAGGCUGGUCAUGCUUGAAAAUCUUCUAGUGUAACCCAAGAGUGGACCAACAUUCUUCCACAGGAAUGUAUUUUCUGUUUAUUUGUGUGGUUUUAUCUUACAUUAAAAUUAGUUGGAAGAUCUGA
Trichomycterus rosablanca is the source of this 2516-nucleotide messenger RNA. RefSeq names its product malonyl CoA:ACP acyltransferase (mitochondrial) (gene mcat). Bases 1 to 1125 code for a protein of 374 amino acids. The transcript is spliced from 4 exons. The record is from RefSeq and is a predicted model, not a curated record. Gene Ontology annotation, molecular function: transferase activity. NCBI's taxonomy places the organism in Eukaryota, Metazoa, Chordata, Actinopteri, Siluriformes, Trichomycteridae.